UUGUAGUUAAUAAGCAAACUUAAUGAGAUUAUUUGGUGCAUUUUAAUAUUUCCUUUAAAAAGAAAGAAAAAAACCUCUUCCAUUUUUGUAGACGGUUGAACGUGUCGAAUUCUAACUGCAUAUAAAUUGUCGCCAAUCGUUGUGUUUCUGGAAAAUACAGCCAAGCAUUUAUUUUAUUGUUUACAUUCUUGGAGAAAGAAAACAACGUGUUCGUCGCCUUGAGCAGUUUUGUAACAUGGCACAGAAAUAUAUUGCUGAAGGAUUCGAAAGUGAUGCUGGUUUACUUUUGAAUGAAUUUGCUCUUAAAGAAAGCGCUGAAUUUAAAGUUUUUGCAGACAUAUGGAAGAAAAGAAACUUUGCUUUCAUCUAUAUGGGACGAGAAACUUCAAAGGAACUGGGUGAGUUCACAAAUGAAGUUUUCACUUUGUCUUCAGGAUUUUUAAAAUCUGAUUCAUUUUGGCAUCAAAUAGGUGGUGUAUUUUUACUAUAUGCUCUCUAUCGGAAUCAAAUUUUGAAUCCUCCUAUACCAAUUCGAAUGGAGUUGAGCAAGGUGGAAAUAUUGAAACGUUUGCUUGAUAAAGCUGUAGCAGAUAAGUUAUAUUCGUUACAUUACGUUUUGGAUUAUUUAUUUAAAAAUACGUUUGAAUUGGUUGCUUUCCCAACUUUAUUAGGACCAGCUUUACGAACUUUCGAUAAAAGUAAAGGCGAGUUUGAAAAGAAAUUACGAAUGUCUGAUUUCAAAUGCAAUUUAGAAGAGUUAAUGGAAAAUAAAGUUUUGGAAGGCUUACAUGAAAGCUUUUCAAAGUAUGAAAAAUUGAAGCCAAUCCUAGGAAAAUCGACAGACAGUCGCCGCAUAAACUUGAUUAAUAUUUUGGGUAAGUUAGCCGUUGAACAAAAGAAUAUCUCAAAUGAUAAAGGCGCAAAUAUGCAAACACCUACGGCAAGCAAUUCGAAAUAUGUACGUUGUAAUUAUCCUUUUAUAGACUCAGACCAAAACCAAAUAUCUGAUUUUGAUGAUAUAAAUGGAAUUGAAAAUGAUUUCGGGAAUGAAUAUUUUUUCAAUGAAAGUGAGCCCUUGGGGAAUUCAACGAUGGUAAAUAAAGAUAAGCAACUUUUUAAAGGUCAUGAAGUGUCUAAAAACAAGAAACUUAAAACCAUCAGGCGACAGGGAGUAAAAACUAGCAGAAUUCGGAAAUAUUAUGGAGGAAGUCCUACUAGAGAUAUGGUCAUGUCAGUACCUAGUAUAGAAGCCUUGAUAGAAACUGACUCAGAAGAUGAGUAGUAGGAAUAUAUUACUUUAUAUGUUUAAUUUCAUAUUUUUUAUUUAAAUAUAUAUAUACUUUAUAUUAAUUAAUCUAUGAUUGUUUGAACUAUUACAUGUUUUGUUAUGCUUACGUUUCACAUUGUUUAUACAAUAUUUAGUCAAAUAUUCUAUGUUAAAAAUAUUAUUUUUAUAAAAUAUAUCUUAAGGUUUUGUUUUUCUCCUUUAGAAAUUCGUGUAGCAAUAUUUAUUUAAUGAUUCAUCAUAUGAUUCAUUAAUGAUUAUCAUAUGAUUUUAUAAAUCUGAGAUAUUUUAGAUUAGUCUAAUUCAAGUUAAAGAAUUGCUAGGAAACUCAUAGGAAUUUCUAAUAAAACAAAUACUGUUAUGUUUCUAACUUUUGUUAAUUCUUUAUUUAAUUUACAUCAUUAAAUUAUAUGAUGUAAUUUUAUAAACUAGUAUUUUUCACCCAUAACAAUUUUCUUAGAUUUAAGUUCAAAUCAAGUUUAAGAGUUGCUUAAAAAAUAAAAUUUACUCAUUUAUCACUUUAGAAGGAUUCAGUUAUUUGGACUGAAAUAGAAUUAUGCAACUGAAUAAUUUUCUUUCCAAUCAAAUUUAAUUUUUGAAGAAUAAGCUUCUCUUAACAAGCUUUCUUAAGUAAUUUUAAAAUUUGUUGCAUAUCAUUUACAAGAAGUGAUUGUUGUUUUUUGCGGUAUUUGAUUACUGAAUUUGAUUAUUUUUCUCUAAACUAGUUAUUAUGGUGGUGAUAAUUUUUAAAUCAGAUAAAACAUUUUUGAUAUAUUGCUUGAAACUUAUUGGCUGAUAUAACAUUUUACUAUUAGUAAAUUACUGAAUAAAUUUGUAAUAAUUUUUAUUUUCAUGAUUUUCAAGGUUGUAAAAUUUUUACUUUCAAAGUAAUAAAUUUCUUAAGCUUGUAAUAAAGUUUUUUUUGUAUACUUAAAUUUAUUUUCUGUUUAUAGUAUUCUUUUGAGCAAUUAACUUCUUUGAGUAACAUAAAUUUGUUACUUUAUAAUCUUUGUUUGCAUAUAGUCAUACUAAGUGCUUUGAUAUUAUAUUAUAAUUUAUUUUAAACAAAAAUGUGUAAAAUGAAAAGCAGAUUUCUUUAAAUCGAUAACUUUUUGUUAACUAGUGUUAAUUUUGAGGCAAUAAUUUCAUAUGUAUAGUAAUGCAAUAGUGCAUAUAUUACUAUGCAUAUUAACAAAUGUGUUAAUUUUGAGGCAAUAAUUUAAUAUAUAUAGGCAAUAAUUUAAUAAAUAUUGAGGCAAUAAUUUAAUACCAUACUUAUGAUUGUAAUAAACAAAAGAUUAAAAAUUUAUAUUUGCUCAAUAAUUAUAAAUUAUUGCACUUAUAUUCAGAUGUAGGUUACUCUUGUAAAUUUAAUUAAAUAACAUCUAAAUUUAAUUAAAUAACAUCUUGUUAUGAAUUUCACUUUUUUUAUCAACAAGUUGACUUUGACUGUUGCAAACAUGAAUAUGCAAAAAGUACAAAUCUGAAAAUUAAAAGAUUUUUAGUCUCACUUAAUUUCUUAAAAGCCAAGUUCUAGGAAAGGAAGAGAUAUGGAAAAUUUUGGUAUGUCUAGUAUUGUAAUGAAAAACAU
Messenger RNA from Parasteatoda tepidariorum (common house spider), 2876 nucleotides. RefSeq names its product snRNA-activating protein complex subunit 1. Gene Ontology annotation, cellular component: snRNA-activating protein complex. Gene Ontology annotation, molecular function: sequence-specific DNA binding. Gene Ontology annotation, biological process: snRNA transcription by RNA polymerase III; snRNA transcription by RNA polymerase II. NCBI's taxonomy places the organism in Eukaryota, Metazoa, Arthropoda, Arachnida, Araneae, Theridiidae. The record is from RefSeq and is a predicted model, not a curated record.